AUUGCGUCAUCAACUACGCUCCAAAAAAUGUGAACACGUUUUUAUGUUGAUCUAUGUAAGCCAGAACGAAGAUAUGACCAACGCAUUAACUGAAUAUCACUUGUUUUUGUUUUCUUAUUGAUACUGAAUAUCCAGUUGAUAUUUUGUGUCAAACGAUCUGUGGUAUUUAUUAAAAUUUUCCCACGUGUGGUACCUUGCAAUGAGAAUCAUGAAGAGACCAAACAUUCUUCUCACAGGAACUCCUGGAGUAGGAAAGACCACUCUAGGCAAAGAGUUGGCUCAGAGAACAGGACUAACCUAUGUCAAUGUUGGGGAUUUGGCACAGGAUAGUCAGCUGUUCGAUGGAUUUGAUGAAGAAUACCAGUGCCCUAUAUUGGAUGAGGACAGGGUUGUGGAUGAACUGGAGGACAAAAUGGGAGACGGAGGCGUAAUAAUUGAUUACCAUGGCUGUGAUUUCUUUCCUGAACGCUGGUUUCACAUUGUUUUUGUCCUCCGCACAGACAACACCAAUCUCUACAAUCGUCUUGAAAGCAGAGGGUACAUAGGAAAGAAGCUCCAGGACAAUGUGCAGUGUGAGAUCUUCCAGACUAUCUUUGAGGAAGCCAUGGAAGCCUACAAGGAGGAGAUAGUCCACCAGCUCCCCAGUAAUACUCCCGAGGACCUGGAGAGGAAUCUGGAUCAAAUUGUUCAGUGGAUUGAACAAUGGAUGAAAGACAACAAUUGACAUGGGACAUUAUAUGUGAAAAGCUCAAGCACUUUUGAGUUCAUGUCAGAGUAGAUAGACAUCACAUUUCAUAGUUACUGUGGCCCCAGACAGAGUAUGUUUCUAUUCACUAAGCACUAAAAAUGUGUGAGGCUGGUAAUGAUUACUCUAUUUGAAAUAAGUUAAACACAAUUCCAAAAUGAAUGGAAGAAAUAAAUAUUUUUAUAUUGGGUAACUUUAUUUGUCUUGGUCUGCCUUGAUAAGUGAUUAAAGAUUAAUAAAAUUCUUUGAGAAAUGAUCUAGAAUUGUUUAGCUGCCACCCAAAUACCAGCAACAUUCUACAUAUGUUAGUAUUGGUAGGAUCAACUCUUACUCACAAAAAAUAAUGCUAAAUUGCAUGGGUGUUUCUCCUCACAAGAUGAUCAUAUGGUUCAUAAGUACAUAAUAAGUUUAUACUUAACAUAAUUAGAUUAAAUUGGGUAAUUCUUUUCUAAAACUAAUCUAGUUAAGUGUUGUUUACAGCAGGACAAAGUCACUCAUGAUGUAGAGUCUGUUUUCACUUUAAUCAGUCCUCUAAAUUGCCAUUUCUAUCAUUGCUAUAUAUUUUUUUGCUUUUAUUCCUCUCUUGAUGUUCUGUCAACAAUCAAACUAACUACUUCUAAAACUGCAAAAAUUCAUUCUUGGAUCAAGUCCAUCUGGCAUAUUUUCAAUUGUAGGAAUAAUAAUAAAACAUAAGAAUGGACAAAAAAGAUUUCUGUUGCUUCAGUCCGUAUAUCUAGACUAUAAAGCUUUAGCUAUAAGUGCUGUUGCAAUAGAUGGCUGAAGGUUUUUAUGUUGCAGCUUGGUUUCUUUUCAGUGAUUGUAUCAGUAAAAAAAAAUAUUAAAAAAUAUUCCAAAGUGCAAACCAAUUUCACUGAUUAAGUGGUUAUUGGAAUAAAGCAGUCACGUGAAUGAAAUUCAGUGAGUAGGUUCACAAGCAAUGUGAAAUUUCGAUAUGUUGGGCUGUUGUGUUUUCCUAAUCAACUACAGUAUGUUUAGCAAGGUGUUUAAGUUCAUUCUAAAAUAAACUAUUUUAAACUGU
Molecule: messenger RNA, 1784 nt
Organism: Pimephales promelas (fathead minnow)
Lineage: Eukaryota; Metazoa; Chordata; Actinopteri; Cypriniformes; Leuciscidae
Gene: ak6
Product: adenylate kinase 6
Cellular component (GO): cytoplasm; nucleus
Molecular function (GO): ATP binding; AMP kinase activity; ATP hydrolysis activity
Source: RefSeq, a predicted model, not a curated record